Molecule: messenger RNA, 2403 nt
Organism: Entelurus aequoreus (snake pipefish)
Lineage: Eukaryota; Metazoa; Chordata; Actinopteri; Syngnathiformes; Syngnathidae
Product: eukaryotic peptide chain release factor subunit 1
Exons: 11
Coding region: 179-1510 (443 amino acids)
Biological process (GO): cytoplasmic translational termination
Cellular component (GO): translation release factor complex; cytosol
Molecular function (GO): sequence-specific mRNA binding; translation release factor activity, codon specific
Source: RefSeq, a predicted model, not a curated record
ACUUGGAACCGCCCCCUACAUGUGAGCCCAGUCGGCUGCACCACGCGCGGCGUGUGGCGGAGAGAAACCGGUAGGAAAGGCAACGUCAUCCCUCGGACCACAGACGAGACGUAGCGCGGAACCGAGAGAGUGGAGCGGCGUUGUCCGAGGCAGGUUGCUGAACAACUGCGGCUGAAAGAUGGCGGACGACCCCAGCGCGGCGGACAGGAACGUGGAGAUCUGGAAAAUCAAGAAGCUGAUCAAAAGUUUGGAAGCUGCCCGCGGUAAUGGCACCAGCAUGAUCUCCCUGAUCAUCCCACCUAAGGACCAGAUUUCUAGAGUGGCCAAAAUGUUGGCGGACGAGUUUGGCACCGCCUCCAACAUCAAGAGUCGAGUCAACAGACUCUCCGUACUCGGGGCCAUCACCUCUGUACAGCAAAGACUAAAACUGUACAACAAGGUGCCACCUAAUGGCUUAGUGGUGUACUGUGGUACCAUCGUUACUGACGAAGGGAAAGAGAAAAAAGUUAAUAUCGACUUUGAGCCUUUUAAACCAAUCAACACCUCCCUGUAUCUCUGUGACAACAAGUUCCAUACUGAGGCAUUGACAGCCCUGCUUUCUGAUGACAGCAAGUUUGGUUUCAUCGUGAUUGAUGGUAGUGGGGCGCUAUUCGGCACACUGCAGGGGAACACCAGAGAAGUGCUGCACAAGUUUACUGUGGACCUACCCAAGAAGCACGGCAGAGGAGGACAGUCUGCUCUGCGUUUUGCUCGUCUAAGAAUGGAGAAGAGACACAACUAUGUGAGGAAAGUGGCCGAAACAGCUGUCCAGCUCUUUGUGUCAAACGACAAAGUCAAUGUGGCAGGAAUGGUUCUGGCUGGUUCCGCCGAUUUCAAGACUGAGCUCAGUCAGUCCGACAUGUUUGACCCAAGGUUACAAGCCAAGGUUCUGAAGUUGGUAGACAUUUCCUAUGGUGGAGAAAAUGGUUUUAACCAGGCAAUUGAGCUCUCUGCAGAGGUUCUCUCCAAUGUCAAGUUCAUCCAAGAAAAGAAGCUAAUAGGUCGAUACUUUGAUGAGAUCAGUCAGGACACCGGGAAAUACUGCUUUGGUGUGGAGGACACACUCAAAGCCUUGGAGAUGGGAGCUGUGGAGAUCCUCAUAGUCUACGAGAACUUAGACACCAUGCGUUACAUUUUACGUGUGCAUGGGGCCGAGAGCAACGGAGCUGAGAACGAUGAGAAGACUUUGUACCUAACACCAGAGCAAGAGAAAGACAAGUCUCAUUUCACAGAUAAGGAGACGGGGCAAGAACACGAACUGAUCGAGAGCAUGCCACUGCUGGAGUGGUUUGCCAACAACUACAAAAAAUUUGGGGCCACGCUGGAGAUAGUCACAGACAAGAGCCAAGAAGGAUCCCAGUUUGUCAAGGGCUUUGGAGGCAUUGGGGGUAUCUUGCGGUACAGGGUGGACUUCCAGGGCAUGGAGUACCAAGGAGAGGACGACGAGUUCUUUGAUUUGGAUGACUACUAGGUAGUCGGGGACUGAUAUCGGGAGAGAAAAAACACAAAGGAAAGAAUGAAGAAAUAAGGAAAGAAAAAUGCCACCUCUCUUGCAGCAAGUGAGGGGCUCAACUCUGUUGACCACAUAAUGACAGACAACUUCCAAUUUACUUGUUGGCUACACAACGUUGUACAUACAUUUCAUCUGUACACACAUCGAAGUACAUCACACAGGCUGAAGAGAACUUUCAUCCAGAGAGGGAGAAAGCCUUUCCUGAAUAAAUCCCUGCCUUAGAGUGCUGGUUCCUUCCCCCAGUUGGAUUGGACUUGACUCAUUUUUGUUCCUUAUCUCCCCCACUUUUCUCCAUUUUGAAUGAACACAACAGCAAGUUCCCAGAUUAAUUGCUGCCCUCAAUCCUGUAUGAAUACGAACUUUGGAGUCCCCAAAUAUUAGAGAAAAUGAAUUUUCUUUUCCUCCCUGCCUCUUACCUCCCCUCAAUGCUUUAUCUUUUUUUUUUUUUUUUUUUUUUUUUUUUUCAGUUUUUUUUUACUGGCGACUGCUGCUGCUGUUGUAUUUUAUGAGAGUGGGGGAUUUUUUUUACCUGGGUUUCUGUAGAGAAAGGGGGACAAAGUAUUAAAAUUUGAACUGCUGAAAACCAUUGCUACCUCCUCAUCUCCUGUGCUCUCAAACCUUCACCCUCAGUCCACCUGCCUCCUUUGAGAAAGUUGACUAUCUCCUUGCUUUCCUGCCAGAUGUGAUGUAUGCAUGACUGCACAAAGUACUUGUGAGUUCUUUCCUUGAUUCACAAAGAUCCACAUAUUGUUUGAAAGCUAGCGUUUCCAUUUUUUUUUUUUUAGCACAAAUCAAAAUCCUAGUACGUUUGAUUUGCUUUACUACCAAAAUUAAACCCCUCUCAUUUUUGA